CGGUGCCACCGGGCGGGUAGUGGGGCGACUGGGGUUCGAGCUGGGCCGCUGAGGCUGGGUCUGCCCUUGGCGAGACGAGCGAUGGCCGGGGGUUGCUGGGCUCGGGCUCCCGGCUUCCCGCUGCGAAUGCUGCUCCUGGCGGCGGCGGCGGCGCUGUGCGUGGGGGCCGGGGACGGCCGCUGCGGCUACUACGAGUUGUGCCCGGCUACCCAGCCCUCCAUGCUCAAUGUGCACCUCCUGCCCCACACCCAUGAUGAUGUCGGCUGGCUCAAGACUGUGGAUCAGUAUUACUAUGGAGUCCGAGAUGGCAUUCAGCAUGCUGGGGUGCAGUACAUCUUGGACUCAGUGGUAUCAGCUCUGCUGGCCAACGAGUCUCGUCGCUUCAUCUACGUUGAGAUCGCUUUCUUCUCCUACUGGUGGAAGCAGCAGACGGCCCAGAGGCAGCAGGAAGUGCGACAGCUAGUCUGCCAGGGGAGGCUGCAGUUUGCCAACGGAGGCUGGGUCAUGAAUGAUGAGGCUACCACAUACUACGCAGCCAGCAUUGACCAGAUGACUUUGGGGCUAAACUUCCUGAAAGACACCUUUGGGGACUGCGGCCGCCCUCGAGUAGCCUGGCACAUCGAUCCCUUCGGCCACUCGAGGGAGCAGGCUUCCCUCUUUGCCCAGAUGGGCUUUGAUGGCUAUUUCUUUGGCCGUCUGGAUUAUCAGGACAAGAAGAGGAGGAAGAUUCAGAAAGAGAUGGAGCAGGUCUGGAGAGCAAGUACCAGCUUACAGCCUCCUCAAGCCGACCUCUUCACUGGCGUCCUACCCAAUGGCUACAACCCACCCCCGGAUCUCUGCUGGGAUACGCUUUGCUUUGACUUCCCGCUGGUGGAUGAUCCCGAGAGCCCAGAAUACAACGCCAAAACACUGGUCAACUAUUUCCUGAACAUCUCUGUCCUCCAGGCACAACAUUACCGCACUAACCACAUUGUGAUGACCAUGGGGAGUGAUUUCCAUUAUGAAAAUGCCAAUAUAUGGUUCAAGAACAUGGAUAAGCUGAUUCAGAUGGUCAAUGCUCAGCAAAGCAAAGGGAGCCAGAUCAACGUCCUCUACUCUACCCCUGCCUGUUACCUCUGGGAGCUGAACAAGGCCAACCUCACCUGGUCAGUGAAGCAGGAUGACUUCUUCCCAUACGCAGAUGGCCCCCACCAGUUCUGGACUGGCUACUUCACCAGCCGCCCUGCCCUCAAGCGUUAUGAGCGCCUGAGUCAUAAAUUUCUACAGGUUUGUAAUCAGCUAGAAGUACUGGCUGGGCCUGCAGCCUUAGCGGGACCCUAUGGACAAGGUGGCAGUGCUCGCCUCAGACAAGCCAUGGCUGUGGCCCAGCACCACGAUGCUGUCACUGGCACAUCCAAGCAGCACGUGGCCAAUGACUAUGCCCGGCAACUGGCUGCAGGCUGGGAGAGAUGUCAGGUGCUGGUGAGCAACGCUUUGGCAAGCCUCGGGGGCUCCAAGGAAGAUUUUGUGUUCUGUAACCAGCUGAAUAUCAGUGUGUGCCCACUGACCCAGACAGCCAGCCAAUUCCAGGCUGUUCUGUAUAAUCCCCUGGCAUGGAGCGUCACCUGGACUGUGCGACUGCCUGUCAGUGAUUGGGCCUACCACGUGAGAAGUCCCAGUGGGCAGACAGUGCCCAGCGAGGUUAUUGAUGUGUCUGCUGAAAGAUCAAAGAAUUUCCAUCCUGAGUUGAUUUUUCCAGCUUCAGCUCCUCCCCUGGGCUUCAGCAUCUAUUCAGUGACUCGUCUGCCUAGCAAAACACCCAGAUUCAGGGAUUGUUGCGCUGUCCCUGUGGCCCAGAGUUCUGACCCCCUGGUCAUCCAGAAUGAGCAUCUCCGGGUUACAUUUGAUCCAAACACUGGGUUGCUACAGGAGAUCGAAAAUCUUGACCAGGGCUUGCGGUUGCCAGUCAGUCAGGCCUUCUACUGGUACAAUGCCAGCAGUGGGGACUUCACACACCCACAGGCCUCUGGGGCCUACAUCUUCAGGCCAGACAAAACAAAACCAUUUCUUCUGAGUCACUGGGUCAAAACCCGUCUAGUAAAGAAAGCCCUGGUGCAGGAGGUCCAUCAGAACUUCUCUGCCUGGUGCUCCCAGGUUGUGCGGCUGUACCCUGGGCAGCGGCACGUGGAGCUGGAGUGGACUGUCGGGCCAGUGCCUGUGGGGGAUGGCUGGGGGAAGGAAAUUAUCAGCCGCUUUGACUCCCAGCUGAAGACCAAUGGGCGCUUCUACACUGACAGCAACGGACGGGAGAUCCUGGAGAGGAGGCGGGAUUAUCGGCCCACGUGGGACUUAAACCAGACCGAGCCUGUGGCUGGCAACUACUACCCCGUCAGCAGCCGCCUCUACAUCACGGAUGGGCGGGUCCAGCUGACGGUGCUGACAGACCGGUCCCAGGGGGGCAGCAGCCUGAAGGAUGGUUCCUUGGAGCUGAUGGUUCACCGGCGCCUGCUCUUGGAUGAUAACCGAGGGGUGGGGGAGCCCCUGCUGGAGCCCGGGGAUGAGCCUGGCGUGGGGCUGGUGGUGCGGGGCAGGCACCUGGUGCUCCUGGACACAGUCGAGGCGGCAGCUGCUGGACACCGUCUCCAGGCCCAGAGGGAAGCACUGGCCCCCCAGCUGGUGCUGGCCCCUGCAGGGAAGGGCACCCCCUACAGCCCGGGCAGCCCUGCACUCACACAGUUUUCUGGACUCCGGAGAGAGCUCCCCCCUGCUGUGCACCUGCUGACCCUGGCCCGCUGGGGCCCCAGCGCUGUCCUGCUGCGCCUGGAGCACAUUUUUGAGCGUGGGGAGGACAGGAUGUUCAACCUGUCCCAGCCAGUGACUCUGGACCUGCAGGAUCUGUUCUCAGCCUUCACCAUCACCCACCUGGAGGAGACCACUCUGUCGGCUGACCAGCUACUCUCCAAGGCCACCCGGCUCCAGUGGAGGACCAGCCCAGGAGGAGGCCCUGCUCCUCUGCAGCCAGCCCCCGCCCUGGACCCCUCAGCUGUCACUCUGCAGCCCAUGGAAAUCCGCACCUUCCUGGCCUCUGUCACCUGGAGCAAGGAGAGGGAGAGAUGAGGAUGUGAGCCCAGAGCCGGCCCCCUCCGAGCAGGCCCUCCGUCCACAGGCUGGACAGAAGGAGCCUCCCCGCUGGGCACUCGUGCUCACCAAAAGGACUUUCCUGGCUGCUCCUGCCGCCACCCAGUGAAGGCAUUAAAGUGUCAGUGACUGUG
Antechinus flavipes (yellow-footed antechinus) is the source of this 3251-nucleotide messenger RNA. It is a transcript of the gene MAN2B1, whose product is annotated as mannosidase alpha class 2B member 1. The transcript has 24 exons. The coding region runs from base 82 to 3096 and encodes 1004 amino acids. NCBI's taxonomy places the organism in Eukaryota, Metazoa, Chordata, Mammalia, Dasyuromorphia, Dasyuridae. Gene Ontology annotation, cellular component: lysosome. Gene Ontology annotation, biological process: mannose metabolic process. The record is from RefSeq and is a predicted model, not a curated record. Gene Ontology annotation, molecular function: alpha-mannosidase activity; carbohydrate binding.